AAAUGUUAUUUAGCUGUAAAAAAAAUCGAGAAACCUUCUUGUACUUUUAAAACUGGUUAAAUUAAAAUUUGAAAAUUUAAAAAUUUAAAAUUAUAACAUAACAUCCUGGAUUAACUGAAGUUUAAAGAUACGACUUUACUCAAUAAUUCAUAAAAUUGGGCAAUUCAAAAUGAUAUUACGUAUAAUGGUGUUUGUAAUCGCCAGUUUUAUAAAGCCUAAUUUAGCCCAAUCUCAAAACUGCGUUGAUUUAGCCUCACCGCAGACAUGUUACUCACUCUUUAUGAGUCGGAUGUGCAGGGAUAUAUCUCAGUACCAAUUCAUGUUCUCUUAUUGUAAAAAGACUUGUGAAUUUUGUACUUCUUCUACGUCACAUAUUUCUAAAUUUGCAAACUGUGAAGAUAGACGUCAUCAAUGCCCGAAAUGGAAACAUUUUUGCUCUCACGAAAGUAAAUACUACAGCUUUAUGGCGAGUAACUGCCAAAAAACUUGUCUGUUUUGCUCUGAAACCAACUGCAUUGAUUUAGAUGAAAAUUGUUCUGACUUUGCAAAGCUUGGUUAUUGUUCUAAUGAACAUUUUUUUAAUAUGGAAAAAAAAUGCCCUCGGUCAUGUGGCGUUUGCAGCAAUAAAAAAUAUGAAAAUUUUGUCAAAAAAGACAAUCAAGACGUAAUAAAAGAGUUUUUUUGUGAUUUUGAAAAUAAUGAAUGCGAUUGGAUAAACGAACACUUUGAUGAUACCGCAGAUUGGAAAGUUGGGAUAAUAAACGGAGAAACAAAGCUGAACAAAAAUUUAUCUAAUAACUAUUUAUAUUUAAAAACAGAACAUGAAAGCUAUUUCGGAAAUCUUUUGCUACCAUGGCAACUUGUUCUUCCCGAUCCUGUCCAAGAUAUAGGAGAAAUGUGUUUAAAUUUUGAACUGCAAAUGAGUGGAGGCAAAAUAUCAAUAAUGGAGAUUCAAAAUCCUUCUAAUAAAAAUAAAAAUCCGACGCCACGAAUUAUAUAUUCAUUGGAUAAAGUGAAUGAAAAUGUAGCUAAAGAAUGGAAUAAAAUUCAAGUUACUGUUAAUGUUAGUUCAAAAAACAACCUUAUAAUCGUCGGUACAAAAGGUCCUAUAGGAACUUAUAUCGCUAUUGAUAAUAUGUUUUUUGUAGCGGGUAGUUGCUAAAAAUUUUUUUCAAUGCUUCA
Messenger RNA from Hydra vulgaris (swiftwater hydra), 1182 nucleotides. RefSeq lists its product as uncharacterized. The record is from RefSeq and is a predicted model, not a curated record. Gene Ontology annotation, cellular component: membrane. NCBI's taxonomy places the organism in Eukaryota, Metazoa, Cnidaria, Hydrozoa, Anthoathecata, Hydridae.